AUGCUCAGUGAACCUGCUUCCCCAUAUGCAUUUUGUAAAGAUUUGCAGAACUUAAUCAUUGUAACAGAAGAGCAAAUCAUUUCACCUUUGCGUAAAGAGUUAAAAAGAAGUGAUGAACAUUCAGAAAUUUUAUCACUUGAGAUACAAGACGCUGAGAAUAAAACUUUUGAAUAUUUAGCCAGCAGAUUUCAGCUAUUUGUAAUGCUGACGAAGAUACAGCUAAUGCCAUUCUGCGUGAAUAUCCAAAAUCGGAAGUUUGCUUUCGAUGUCUCGGUAUUAAUGAUGACACUAUACAGGGCCUUCUUCGUAUUCGUGGUAUUGGCUUUCUACAAUUGUUAG
Messenger RNA from Schistosoma mattheei, 339 nucleotides. The record is from the annotation of a GenBank genome assembly. Lineage: Eukaryota; Metazoa; Platyhelminthes; Trematoda; Strigeidida; Schistosomatidae.